Nicrophorus vespilloides is the source of this 769-nucleotide messenger RNA. RefSeq names its product ejaculatory bulb-specific protein 3-like. The transcript is spliced from 3 exons. The record is from RefSeq and is a predicted model, not a curated record. NCBI's taxonomy places the organism in Eukaryota, Metazoa, Arthropoda, Insecta, Coleoptera, Silphidae. Bases 158 to 571 code for a protein of 137 amino acids.
CAAUAGUUUGCUGGCAUCGGUGUCUCUUUGAACAUUUCGAUAUCUUUUCUUGACCUGUGCAAAUCGUUUCAACGGUAUUCAAAAUUGUGCUUAGACUAAUUUCAAUUGCAGCUUACAGAUGUAUUACAACCUGUGUAACGAAUAGAGUUUCUAAAAAAUGCAGCCGGGAUUUUUGUUCAGAUUCUGUGUUUUUGCUCUUGCCGUUUGGUUUGCGCACGCUGCUGUCACUGAGAAGAAGAAAUACACUACGAAGUAUGACAAUAUAGACAUCGAGGACGUCAUCAAGAAUGACAGAUUGCUGAAGAACUACGUGGAUUGUUUGCUGGAGAAGGGAAUUUGCACUCCCGAUGGAUUGGAAUUGAAAAAAAACAUGCCGGAUGCGAUUGAAACGGAUUGCAGUAAAUGCAGCGAAAAGCAGAAAGACGGUUCCGACAAGAUGAUUCGUUUCUUGAUCGAUAAUAAACCAGAAUUGUGGGCACCGUUGCAGGAGAAGUAUGAUCCAACGGGAAGCUACAAGAAACGUUAUUUGGCGAACAAAAGUGACGUCAAUAUCGAACCAGUCCAUGUUUAAAAAAAAUAUUCAUCUAACUAGAAAUGUAGCAAAAGAUUAUAGCAAUUAUUUUGCACUAUUUAGCAACUUCUUUGAAAACUGGUUAGUGAAUGUUAUAAUUUUAUAGAUAAUAUAUCUAAUAAUGCAAACUGCAUGCAAUGCUUCCUGUUCGACUAAAUUACGUGCAAUUAUAAUAAAAAAAUGAACCAUUAAAUAUAA